AUGAGUAGUGAAGAUUCAUUCCAAAUCAAAUUGCUAAUUGACGAACAUAACUGUUGCAGGCAAGUUAAUUCGGGGUCUAUUGUGACAUACAGGUGGAUUGGGAAAAUGUUAACGAAUGACAUUUUGGUAAAGCCCCGCAUCAGCUACAGGAACAUGGUUGCAUUAGUUAAGAAAAAUUUUGGUUUGCAUGUAAGUGUUGGGCAAUGUAGAAAUGCCAAGAGUUUUGCACUAGAUGAAAUUUCAGGUAGCUUGGUGGGACACUAUGAAAAGUUGUGGGAUUAUGGAGCGGAGUUAUUGAGGUCUAAUUCGGGUUCAACAGUCUCAAUAGAAGUGAAUCCUAUGCCUGAUUCUACAACUUACUUUAAAAGAAUGUAUGUUUGCCUUAAGGGUGUGAAAGAUGGUUGGAGUGAAGGAUGCAGGAGGGUGAUUGGUGUUGAUGGAUGUUUUUUGAAGGGUAUUUGUAGAGGUGAGCUAUUAGCAGCUGUUGGUAGGAACUCCAACAACCAAAUGUACCCGUUGGCAUGGGCUGUAGUGUUAGUAAAAAACAAGGAAACCUGGAAAUGGUUCUUAGAUCUGCUACUUGAGGACAUUGGGAUGGGAGAUGGCAGAGGUCUUACCAUUAUUUCUGACCAGCAUAAGGGUUUGGUAGAAGCUGUUAAAGAAAGAGCACCAGCAUGUGAGCAUAGGCAAUGUGCUAGACACGUCUAUGCUAACUUUAAGAAGAAAUACACAGGUGUUGAGUUUAGGAAGUUAUUCCGUAGAGCUGCAAAGUCCACAACCGAGUCAGCUUUCCGAUCUUAUAUGAGGGAAAUCAUUGCGAUGUCCACACAUGCUUAUGAUCACCUAAUGGAAAGAGACCCAAAGACAUGGUGCAAGGCAUUUUUUGAGAUUGAUAGGUGUUGUGAUGCUGCGGAAAAUGGAAUAUCAUAA
This is a messenger RNA of Lactuca saligna, 930 nucleotides long. The record is from the annotation of a GenBank genome assembly. NCBI's taxonomy places the organism in Eukaryota, Viridiplantae, Streptophyta, Magnoliopsida, Asterales, Asteraceae.